AUGAGUACCUAUACCCAAACACAGGCCCGUCCCCCUCCAGCAGCGUUAGGACGCAAAAAUUCCUUCUUUGGUGCCAUCAAGAACAUCGUCACUGCCCCACUCUCAUGGUUUGGCGGCAGCGAGGAAGAUUUUGGCGACAGCGAUGACAGAGGAAAACGAAGGCGGCUGCCCAUUGCCUCUGAACAAAUCCGCGAUGAUGAGGAUUCAGGCUCAGAGCAACGGACCAAGAGAAUGAGGAUGGGCAGCCCCAACAGAGAUAAGCAACCAUACCUUGAUCCUCCUAGAUCAGCCUUCAGGCAGCACCAUAAAGCAUCUGAUGGUACACGCAUUCAAAAUCAGCGCCAUGUUUCGCCGUCGUCACGAAAAACUCUCCGUGUACCUACAAGCACACCCCGUAAUAGACGCACGAUGUCCCCUUACCCAAGUGGAUCACAGCUCAAGGCACAGCCGUCUGUGCGUACUAUGUCUCUUGAUCCCCCGUCUGGGCUGGGCUACUCCGGGUCGCCAGCCCGGCUGCAGCCAGCCCCGACUAUGCUUGAUCUCACCGAGGAGAAAGAUGCGAUGUCCAUCAGCAGGGAACCGUCCAUGUCGAACCUCCGUAUGCGUACGUCGGUCACACCCCAGCCCUCAGGUUCGGAUUUUGGCCCCGUCAUUCCCCCUCGCCGGGAGCGCGAUCAAACCGAGCCGCCACCACUUACGGCAUUGAUGUCAAACCCCAUGUUUGUCAAGCCCCCGCCCGGUUUACAGAAGUCCAGUACAGCGGAAAUGGCCAGACAAGCCACUCUUGGCUCGUUAUUAGACUCUCAACGUCAGCAAACCCAUUCACCUGCCCGACGGGGAUCCGUUUUGUUUGGCACUGGAUCCAUGACAGAUAUCUCUGCUCCCCAUCUUUGGCCGAUCAACCCCGCCGAGAAGGCCCUACAUGAGCUAGAGGUGUACAAAACUCCUCUCCUUCCCUCGCGCCUUAAGGGUGCACCGAUCCCGGACACCUUCAUACCCAAGAAGAACCGCCCUAUCACUCUCAUGCACGACCGGGACCGAGAGCGGAAGAAGGGGAAAGGCAAGAACAAGAUGAAGGAUCGAGAUGGUGUCAAUGGGACAAAACCAUAUGCGGGCGAGGGUGGCAUGAAGAAGUGGUUGGCAAGGAGGAAAUGGGAAGAGGAGGCGGUGCGAGCACACGAGGACGCUGACCGAGAGACGGAGAAAGAGCGGGCAAUGGAGGAGGACGAGAGUGCUGAAGCCGAAGCUCAGAGGGUAAGGGAACAGCAAAAGAAAGCACAGGUGGAAGAGGCACGGCGUAAGAUGCAGAUGGAGGUUCCCGCAGUUCCGAAAGCCCCCGCAUUCGAGCCGAAGCUCAGCGCUACACGGGAGAUGUCGUCUCUUCGUGUUGGACGCUCGCGCGUGCGCAAUCACAUCGAGCGCCCGUCAGCAAAGCGAACAAACAGGUUCUCUGCGGCGUUUGAAGAUGACGAGGACGUUAUGGAUGAUGAUAGAGUUGCACUUGAGGAGGCUGCAAAGAAAGCACCCGUAUUCGAAAUUCCUCCUGGGUUCACAUUUGCAAAAGAGACCCCCAUACCUCACGAUGUCACAGGUGCAAAAGAACCUCCCAUCACCAAGCCAGUCUCAGCACUCGAGCCCUCUACAGCCCCCGCUCCAGUAGUCCCUACCAUUUCAUUUGUUCCUUCUACACCACAGGCGCCCAAGUCAGAGGCACGUACUGAGCCUGCACCCAUUACAGCUGCCCUUCCCACGACUGCCUCUAGUAUUCCCAAUUUCUUUGCUAAUACAGCUGCAUAUACCAAACCGUUGGCCGUCACUACUCACUCAGGAUCUUUUGGCGCACCUCCUGUUCUCGCACCCACAUCAGCUCCAGCUCAAGUUUCAGAGGCCCUAAAGGUCGCUGAGGCGUCUGCUUCCUUGUUUGGUACGCCUGUAACUGUUCCUCAAGUAUCUGCUACACCAUCCGCUGCACCUGCUGCGAGUCAUACAUUCGGAGCAGCUCCUGCGUCUGCGAGUACUUCAAUUUUCGGCCCUUCUUCCACUAGCACUGGCACGGCAUUUGGUGCUCCAGCACCGAAGGCAACGCCUGCUGCUAUAGAGGUGACGCCUGUCACUUCUCCCGUCCCUUCUCCUGCGCCGCCAUAUGCCUCUACCCCUGCACUGUCCUCUUCGCCAUUCUCGUUUGGUGCUCCGCCCGCACCUGCUGAACCUGCACCUGCCAAUGAAGCUCCAAAACCAGCGGAGAAUGAAGGAAGCAAACCUUCAUCACACUUCGGAGCCGCCCCAUUCAGCUUUGGCACACUCGCUGUUUCUGCACCUGCAGCUGAGCCGUCCAAACCUGCAUUCUCUUUCGGUGAACCGGCGUCGACACCUGCAUUGACAGAGCCAUCGAAGAGCGCUUUCUCAUUUGGUGGGCCUGCGCCUUCUACGUCCCCUGCUCCCGCGCCCGCCCCUGCUGUCGUGAUUGAGGUCCCAAAACCGUUUUUCGGGACGCAAGGCACAACCACGGCGACUGGAUUCCCGUUCAACGCGCGCCCCAGCACUGCGCCCGCAGAAGAGAAAUCUACCUCGGUUCCUACAUCGUUCUCAUUUGCGUCUGCUUCACCUGCUCCAGCUGAGAAGAAGUCGUUCACCUUUGGCGCCCCUUCUCCUGCACCACCUACUGCUACAGCCACGCUAUUCAGCUUCGGGCAUGCAAAUGCGGGUAGCAAUGCCGCUGACACGAGCAAAUCCUUCAAUUUUGGGCAACCUGCUCCUGCUCCUGUACCCGCGCGUGCCGCCACCCCACCAAAAGCAGACCAGGAAAUCAGCAUGGACGAGAGCCCGAGUCGUGAUAUGAAUACCAACGGGAAGGCGCCAGAACGGCCAACACUCGAUUUCUCUUCUUUUACUGGUGCUAGCAGCACCCCCGCAGGAAGCACCCUCUUCGCACAGAGCCCUGCUACGGCAACAGGCCCUGGAUUUGGAUUUGGCACGGCUAGUGCCAAUCCAUUCGCGAAGCCAGAGGACAAGGAUAAGCCGGGGAUGGCGUUUGGCUCCGGCUUUGGCCAGCCUUCUGGUGGUUCGAGCUUUGGAUUUGGGCAGAGCGCACCUGAAACGACUGCUCCAUCGUCUGCGGCGCCGUUCGCAUUUACGCAGGCAGCAUCGCCGAGUGUGGCGCCGACCCCAGGGUUCGGGUUCGGCCAGACCGCAAGCAAUGCAUUUGGGCAGCAGCAAAGCACAUCAUCAGCACCAUCGAGUCCAUCGACAUUUAACCGCCCAGCGACUUCGUUCUCUUUUGGCACACCCGCGUCUGCGCAACCUGCUGCUCCUUCGUUUGCGUUCGGGGGCAGUCAACCUGCAUCGCCGGCCACCCCUGCUGGCGGGCUUCCACAGCCCUCGGGCGGUGCGUUUGCGUUCGGUCAGUCGAGUGGUGCAGCGCCAGCUGCAACGCCAAAUUCAUUUGCUCCUGCUGCCGCCUCAUCUGGCGGGGGUGCCCUAUUUACCAUCGGUGCUGCACCUCAGCCUGAUGGAAGACAAAUCAAGAAGCUCCCUCGUCGUGGAGUUGGGAGACGCUAA
Suillus clintonianus is the source of this 3558-nucleotide messenger RNA. RefSeq lists its product as uncharacterized. Bases 1 to 3558 code for a protein of 1185 amino acids. The transcript has 5 exons. The record is from RefSeq and is a predicted model, not a curated record. Lineage: Eukaryota; Fungi; Basidiomycota; Agaricomycetes; Boletales; Suillaceae.